This is a messenger RNA of Penicillium expansum, 1590 nucleotides long. RefSeq names its product DUF2417 domain-containing alpha/beta hydrolase. NCBI's taxonomy places the organism in Eukaryota, Fungi, Ascomycota, Eurotiomycetes, Eurotiales, Aspergillaceae. The record is from RefSeq and is a predicted model, not a curated record. The transcript has 2 exons. The coding region runs from base 1 to 1590 and encodes 529 amino acids.
AUGUCACUUUGGGGUCGCAAGGAAGACCACAAAUCUACGGGGCCACCCCACACCCAAAAUGGGGAAGGUCAACAUGUGCCAGAGCAAAGAUUUGAAGAACCCACUGAGCGAUCAAGACUGCUUCCUGCAGAUAGGAAUCAGGGGUUCUUAAGCCCAGAUGAUCCUGCAGUAUCGCCCUACAAUCUAUGGAGUGUGCGCGCGGUGCGCGGUGUGUCAGUCAUCGCAUUGGCACUGAGCUUCAUAUGGUGGACAUUCCUGCUAGUCUCCAUAUUCGUCAGUCCACCAAUGAUCCACCCACGGGGGUCGGGUUUCCUUGCAUUUUCAUAUACCACCUUGGCGACAGGAUACCUCGUCCUUGGACUAUUGUUCUUUGCCGUGCCAUCCAAGCCUAUGACUAUAUCGGCCAUUACGCUUGCCGUUCUGCUUUUAGUGGAUAUGUGUAUUAUCCUCGCUGUGCCGCGGAUCCGCCUUGAAGAGGGCUGGGUGGGAAUUGCUUCUGUCGUUUGGGUAGCUCUGAUCUCCAUUUACCAAGCCAUUCAAAACCGAGCAGUUGCUUGGGGUAAGCGGGAGGAAGAAGAGCGUCUUACUGGCCGAGAAGAGACCCGGCGCUCCCUGCUGGAGUGGAUUGCUAUUCUCGCUGAAACGAUAUUACUGGCUGUCAUGGCGAUUGCGGCUGUUCUGUUCACGGCGACUCUAAUCUUGCGUGCUUUCGAUGCUGGGCUCGAAGCUCCAGGCGAGCGAUACUUGGUGCAUGGGGAUACCUAUCAAGUUCACCUCGCUUGUGUUGGGAACAAGACUGCAGACAGCAAUGCACCAACAAUUCUUCUGGAGGGUGGAAGUGCCCCAGUCAAACAUACACUGCAACCAUUUAUCGACGAUGUAUACGGCCGUGGCGGUAUCAACAGAUACUGUUACUGGGACCGACCAGGCUUCGGAUGGUCCGACAACGCACCCUCGCCGCAUUCCGCGGGCAUGUCGGCGGACGUCCUAUCAGAGGCCUUGGCUCUUGCAGGGGAGACAGGUCCAUGGAUAGUUGUUUCCGCAGGAGUUGGAAGUCUCUAUUCAAGGCUGUUUGCUAGUCGCAAUCUUCUCGAAGUUCGCGGCAUAUUCAUGAUCGAUCCCCUCCACGAGACAUACCUGGGAGACAUUGGGCGACCCGGUCGUGGGUUUUUGCUUUGGCUUCGUGGUAUCAUUUCUCCGCUGGGAUUGGAUCGACUUGCAGGCGCCAUCUUACGCGGCCGUUCUCGUCAGGACCGCGUUAUUGGACGUGCUGCUAACCAGUCUGGGAAAUACAUCAAAGCAAAGUUACAGGAAAGCCUCGUGGCCGUUACCAUGACUGCUGCUGAGAUGCAGUCUUCUCGCCAUAUCCAGAUGGGUCAUGCUCCUGUAGUCGUCGUGAGCUCUGGUCAAGAAGUUCGAAAGAAUUCACAGUGGGCAGCGCGACAGGAGGAUUUGUCCCAUCUUACAAACAACCUUUUGUCUUGGGAUAUUGCUGAUGAUGCACCCCAUGAAGUAUGGACUACCGGACAAGGGCGGGAGGUAUUGGAAAGGCGCUUGAAGGAGCUUGUCCAAAAAAGUCAAGGCGCAUGA